CUCCGGGCUAUAAAGGGCGGCGGGGAGGAGCGGGGCGAGCCCGGAGCCCAACCGAGUCCAGCCGAACCGAGCGGAGCCGCCAGCGCCCCACCAUGGCCACCAGCGAGCCCACGCCGGCGCAGCCCAAGGCAGAGGAGCAGCAGAACAUCGGGACCCGCGUGGCCAACCUGCCCCUGGUGAGCUCCGCCUAUGAUAUGGUGUCCUCGGCCUACACCUGCACCAAGGAGAGCCACCCCUACGUGCGCUCCGUCUGCGAUGCCGCCGAGAAGGGGGUGAAGACGCUGACGGCGGCGCCAGCCAAGCUGGCCACGGCCGUGGAGGGCUUUGAGCCGGAGCAGCAGAAGCAGAAGCAGAGCUACUUCGUGCGCCUGGGCUCUCUGUCCUCCAAGGUGCAGCACCGAGCACUCCAGCACUCCCUGGGCAAACUGCAGAGCGCCCGCCAAAGCAGCCAGGAGCUGCUGGCCCAGCUCCAGAGCACCCUGGACCUGGUGGAGCAGCUGAAGCAGGGCAUGGACCAGAGGCUGCAGGGAGGGCAGGAGAAGCUGCAGCAGCUGUGGCUGGAGUGGAGCAAGAAACAGCCAGGAGGUGGCAAGGACCAGGUGCCACCAGAGACGGUGGAGUCGGGCACGCUGACCAUGCUGCAGGGCCUGAGCCAGCARCUGCAGAGCUCCUGCCAGCCCUUGCUGUCCAGCCUGCAGGGCCUCCCCGCCGGCAUCCAGGACACGGCRGGGCAGGUCCGGCAAAACGUGGAGGAGCUGCGGGCAGGGCUGGCUUCUGUCACCUCCCUGCAGGAUGUGACGGGCCCCGUGCUGGCCCGAGCCCGCACCCACGCCACCAAAGCCCGGCAGCUGAUGGAUGAGCUGGUGGAGCAUGUGGCCUUCAACACCCCCCUGACGUGGCUGGUGGGACCCUUUGCCCCCUCGGGCCAGCGCCCCGUGGAGAUGGAGUAGCAAUUCCAGGCUGCUUCACCCCAAAAACCUCRUUAGGAGCCUCUGCUAACAGCCCCCAGCCCCCCCUCACCCCCUGCCUCUGUGGGGACCCUCCUGCCAGCCCCAGCUCUGUCCCUUGUCCCCUUGCUGGGGACCUGCAGUAACGUGCCUUGGCUGCCCCAAGUGCCUGUGAGGGUCCCCUGUGUCCUCGGUGCCUUCAACCCCUUGGCCUUGUAGGGUCAAAACAGCACAAGAAACAAUAAAUUCUGGUUAGUUUUG
Messenger RNA from Malurus melanocephalus (red-backed fairy wren), 1208 nucleotides. RefSeq names its product perilipin-3-like. NCBI's taxonomy places the organism in Eukaryota, Metazoa, Chordata, Aves, Passeriformes, Maluridae. The coding region runs from base 93 to 950 and encodes 285 amino acids. The record is from RefSeq and is a predicted model, not a curated record. Gene Ontology annotation, biological process: positive regulation of triglyceride storage; lipid storage. The transcript has 6 exons. Gene Ontology annotation, cellular component: cytosol; lipid droplet.